AGAAACCAAUAAAUAAAAGGAAAAAAAAAGAAAAAAGAAAAGAAAAAAGAAACAUAACAAACAUGCAACACACAAAUACAUAAACACACAUACACAAACCCAAUUCCCUUCUUCUUUCUUUCGCUCCUUUCAAUUCUCCUGUCUCCUUCUCCCGCUUAGAUCGGAUCUCCAAUAUCUCUAUCGUCGUCAACACACGAACCCCCAAAAUCCAGAAAAAAAAAAGAAGAAGAAAGAAAUUAGAAGAGGGAGAGAUAGGGAGAAGGGAGAUUAAUAACACGAGGAGAAGAAAAAGCCCAACCCAGAAAAAAGGGGUCGAGAGAAAUCCCGUAUUUUGGCAAUCCCAGAAAAAGAAAAUUAAACAGGUUUGUCCAUGGUCAGAAUUCAACUGGUUGAAAGGCGGAAUCUUGGUGGGAAUUUGGUUGAAUAGAAUAAAUGGGAAAUGUGACAUCGAACGUGGCUGCAAAGUUCGCGUUUUUCCCGCCGGAGCCGCCGACGUACGACGUGUACAGUGAUGAGGUGGAGGGGAAGCUGGUCAUGAGCGGGCUGUCGCCGGAGAAGAACGUCGACGUGCAUUUGUUGGAUACAAAGCCCGGGAAUAAAAUCGUGGCCACGUUUUGGAGGCACCCGGCGGGGAGAUUUACGCUGUUGUAUUCUCACGGCAACGCCGCCGAUUUAGGGCAGAUGCUGGAGCUCUUUCUCGAGCUCAGAGCGCAUCUACGUGUCAACAUCAUGAGCUAUGAUUAUUCUGGAUAUGGAGCAUCCUCUGGUAAGCCAUCUGAGUUAAACACAUACCACGACAUUGAGGCUGUCUAUGAAUGUUUGAAGAACGAGUAUGGGAUCAAGCAAGAGGAUGUCAUUCUAUAUGGCCAAUCUGUUGGGAGCGGUCCUACAUUACAUCUUGCAUCUCGCUUUCCUAGGUUGAGAGCUGUAGUCCUCCACAGUGCAAUUCUUUCGGGCAUACGAGUUCUUUAUAAUGUAAAGGUCACAUUCUGGUUUGACAUUUUCAAAAACAUAGACAAGAUACGGAAUGUCAACUGUCCGGUUCUAGUAAUACAUGGUACAAAUGAUGAGAUUGUUGACUUCUCACAUGGCAAACGACUGUGGGAGCUUGCUAAGGAGAAAUACGAUCCAUUAUGGGUGAAAGGCGCAGGGCACUGCAAUAUCGAAACAUUUCCCGAGUACAUCAAACACUUGAGGAAAUUCGUGAAUGCAAUGGAGAAACUUUCCUUCUCCAGAAGAGACAAGAUGCAAUCUGAUACUAGCCCAACCUCAGCAGAAUUCAGAAGCAACAAAUGCUUGAUGUUUACAAAAAAAUAGCUCUUAUUCAUAGAAGUUCACCUUAGUAAAAACAGUUGCUCAAAUCAUGUGCUCUGCGUAAAGGGUCCGAAUCAUUGAAAUUUCAGCUGCAGAGCAUUAUAGGGGAUGAAGAUGUAAUCAAGAUUGAAGAUGCUAGGUAAGAGCUUUUCGCGAUCCAUCAAGGUAAAAUCGAUAUGCUGUGAUGCUUAUAUUUCCAGAGUACUCGACUUCUCAUCACCUCGUGUAUACUAGAAUGUCGUUCUUUAGCUGCAAGAUAGUGUAGUAAUAGAUUGUUUACAAGAGUGGCGCCUGCGCCCUCUUAUUCAUUCUUGUGUAGUGCCUCUGCGCGUGAAAACGUGGUUGUGAUGAUGUUCUAACAUUUAUGUGAAUUCUUGUGUAUAUACACCUGCUGAAGCUCUAUACAAUCUUUCAUGCUUUUCCUUA
This is a messenger RNA of Salvia miltiorrhiza (redroot sage), 1740 nucleotides long. RefSeq lists its product as uncharacterized. The transcript has 5 exons. The record is from RefSeq and is a predicted model, not a curated record. The coding region runs from base 433 to 1317 and encodes 294 amino acids. Lineage: Eukaryota; Viridiplantae; Streptophyta; Magnoliopsida; Lamiales; Lamiaceae.